CGGCUCCCCAGCAGCAGCAGCGCCCCGCCCACCUCACCUGCCACCGAGGCCCCCUCUCCUACGCCCCCAGAGUAUGUAUGUAACUGCUCUGCGGUUGGAAGUCUGGAUGUGAAUCGCUGCAAUCAGACCACAGGGCAGUGCGAGUGUCACCCAGGUUACCAGGGGCUUCACUGCGAAACGUGCAGGGAAGGCUUUUACUGGAAUCGCACGUCUGGUCUCUGUCUGCCAUGUGACUGUGUUCCCCACGGAGCCCUCAUUGUACUCUGUGACAGUUCUGGGAAAUGCCAGUGCAAAGUGGGCGUCACCGGCUCGAAGUGUGACCGAUGCCAAGAUGGAUAUUAUGGCUUUAGUAGGAAUGGCUGCUUGCCCUGCCGAUGCAAUAAUCGAUCUGCCAGUUGUGAUGCACUCACAGGUACAUGUCUAAACUGCCAGGAAAAUAGCAGAGGGGAUCACUGUGAAGAAUGCAAGGAAGGAUUUUAUCAGAGUCCUGAUGCCACUAAGGAGUGUCUUCGCUGCCCUUGUUCAGCAGUGACAUCUACAGGCAGUUGUAGCAUAAAAUCGGGUGAGUCGGAACCUACAUGUGUCCAGUGUAAAGAGGGUUACACAGGCCCGAACUGCAAUGCAUGUGAAAAUGGCUAUUACAAUUCCGACAGCAUCUGUACAGAGUGCCAAUGUCACGGCCAUGUGGACCGAACUAAAACUCCAAAGAUUUGCAAGCCCGAGAGUGGUGAAUGCAUCAAUUGCCUCCAUAACACCACUGGGUUUUGGUGUGAGAACUGCCUAGAAGGUUACGUUCGAGACCACGAGGGAAAUUGCAUCAAGAAAGAAGUUAUUGUUCCAACACCUGAAGGUUCUACCAUUUUGGUUUCCAAUGCCUCUUUGACCACAUCAGUGCCCACCCCUGUUAUAAAUAGUACAUUUACCCCUACAACCCUGCAGACUAUCUUUUCAGUAAGCUCUUCUGAAAACAGCACUUCAGCUUUAGCUGACGUAUCAUGGACCCAAUUUAACAUCAUCAUUUUGACAGUCAUCAUCAUUGUGGUGGUGCUGCUAAUGGGAUUUGUGGGGGCUGUAUAUAUGUACCGUGAAUACCAAAACCGGAAACUCAAUGCCCCCUUUUGGACCAUCGAGCUGAAAGAAGACAACAUCAGCUUCAGCAGCUACCAUGACAGCAUUCCCAAUGCAGAUGUGUCGGGACUGUUGGAAGAUGAUGGCAAUGAAGUGGCUCCCAAUGGGCAACUGACCCUGACGACGCCCAUGCACAACUACAAAGCCUGAGUCGCUGGCCUGUUAGACCCCAGUGCUUGCUAAGGCACCGUCAGCCCCGGCCAGACCAAGCCUGGAGAGACUUUGCUGAGAAAGCAAAGGCAAGCAGAGCACCUGGAGUUUUCAGGUGCAGAUUCAUAAUGCACUUAGCCUAGCCAUUGCUCUUAGUUUUCCCAUGAAGAUCCGAAGUGUUCACUGUCAUUAAGGACUUGAAGCAAAGUAUAUUUUUGUACCAAAUCACAUGGGAGUAUGAAAGGCUGACCCCCAGAGUACAGCCCAAAGCCACCGGAUUUUUGAUAGACUCCUGGGAACUGUUCACCAAACCAGCGGUAACAAGAAGAUGGGUGCGGAGGAGGAAGAGACUGCUGGAAGACUUCAUCUCCAUUCCUGAGACAUGUUUUUUAAAAGGAGGAUCAGGGACUGAGUUCAUUUUACUGUACUAAAAGACAUCAUUGAGGAAAAGCUGGGGUCUCAGCUGUAUCACCAUAAAUAAUCUUGAUUGUUUCUAGAAUAGGGACAGAAAAGUCCCAAGAAGAAGGGCUUGAUUUUUUUCUCCCAGAAUUCUUGCUCAGUAAGGAGAUUAAAGCAUAGGACAAACUUCUGAUGGUAAAGAGUGACAGGCAGCAGUGGGGAGCAGGAAGCUGAUGGUCCUCCUCAGGGUCUCAGUGUACAUGAUGAGUGUCUAAAAAUACGGAGUAUUCCUGUCUCUAGAGAACUAUGGUGUAUAUAGUUAAUGUAGCAUAUCUGGUCAAUGUUGUAUUUGUAUCUAUUUGUAAAAAAAAAAUCAUGUCAUAUUUUAUCAUCUAGAAUUUAUUUGUACAGCAGUUAAUGGCAUUGUAAAAAGAAAAUAUGGGGAUUGGUUAAAAUACUGUAAAAUAGAUGGCAAUAUUGCUAGAGCUGGGACUCUGGUGAGCAUCAGUCAUUUUUAGUCCCUCUUAGGACAUUGUUGAAAUGUAUAAGAGGUUGAAUGUUUCUGACCUUUCUUUCCUUUCUCAAUCUAAAAGUAGGCUCUUUGACUCACCGUAGGUUCAAGCAAUAGAUUCUGAAGUCAGUUGUUGUUAAGCUGGGACACAGGCGGCAUUCCCCAAAGAACUCACCUAAUUAGACACUCUAUAUAUUUUACAUAGAUGAAUAGAAAACAUCUUCAUGUUAAACAGUGUUUUUCUGGGAUAUAAAAGAUAGUCUUCCAAAAACAAUAGGAAUAUGUUAGUUCCAAAUGAAAAGCUAUUGUAUUACUUGGAAUCCCUAAUUUUCAUGCCUGUGAAAUAUUUAUAGCCCUCAAAAAUAAAAAGCGCCUACACUCAAACGUAGACUAUCACUCAUUUCCCCUGAGGUAGGGGCCAUCUCUCUGCAUUGCUAUCGUUCCCACCUUCUUGUUGGGUUAGAAGGUAGCUCCGCGGCUGGGUGUAUAGAAUUAGUCCUUGCUCUUAGGGUGCAGUUUUGUCCUAGAGGCCAGUUAGUAUUGCUCUCAUCUAUCAUGAUAUUGGCAUAUUGUGGUUUAAGAAAGCCAGGAAAGGUAGCCAGAAGUCAAAUAUAGAUAUUUAAUAGGAGGAACAGCAAACUGUGAAGUGGUUAGAAAAAAAGACAGACUUCUUAUUAGAUUAGGACUAGGGAAUCCAAGUUGACCUCUUGGAUUUCCUCAGAGAAAAACCUGGAUUUGGUCAUCCCUCCAUAGGAGACCCUUAAACUGUUCUCAGGGUUUGGAGAUGAUGUUCUGGAGGAUGUCCAGGCAGAUAGUCUACUCCCAGGAACCUGAGGAUGCUCUGCAUAUUUGCCCAUUGCUCAUAAGAGUAGAGCUUACAUUGUAUCACGUAUAGUAAAAUAACAUUUCUGUAGCCCUUUGUAGUUGGCAAAUCACUUUUUCAUAAGUGUGUUCUUCAUUCUUCACCUUAGCCCCCUAAGGAAGUAGGUGUUGGCCCCAUUUUACAGAGGAGGAGACAGCAGUACAGAGGGGUUACAUGUCUUAUUCAGGGCUAUAGAAUGUGUGUCAUCGUUAGGUGUGGAAUCAGGACUCCUCACCCGGAAGUACAUGCUCUUUCGACUAUAUACUAAUGCAGAAAUGGCCUUCCCAUGGACACGUGAAGGCUAGCAGGAAAAGCCCCAUUUGUAGAUGUUUCUGAUUUUUCCUAAGUACCAGGUGCAACUCGGCUAUGCAGCGAUGAAAGACUGUGAGGAAAGAACACAGAAAGAUGACUAUCUGAAGCCAGUGCUAGUGAUCAGAGAACAAAACUGCCAGUUUGGGCUUCGUUAAAGUGCGUUCGUGUCUCUGAGCAGAAAGGGAAUACUUGCUCUCCCCGGAAGUUGCUGCAUAUGUGUGGUGUGUGGAUUGUGGAAUAUGGCAUAUCUGCCUUUCUCCCUGAUAACCCCCACUGCCCACCACUAAAAAAGUCAGCAUUGAGGAUGCUGAGAAAUAAACACCUGUUAAACAGAAGCUAACCUAAUAAAGAAAGAAGGAGGGUUUGUCGGAGUCUAAAAGUCAAAGCCAGAGUCAAGACUUGGCUAUGUCGAGAUCUCCUGGAACAGACCUUAAAAGGCAUUGCAAAAAUUGAAUCAUGAGGAACAUUUACCUUUAAAUACUUGUUAACAGCUCCUAGAUUAUGCUCUUAAUUUGCCAUAGUAGAAAAAAUAAGAUCUUAACAUUUAUUUAAAAUAAUAUUCUCUAGUUACAUCAGCUAUUUGCUUAUGGGACUAAUUUUACUCUAAAAUAUACAUCAAUCAUGAUGUGAUCUACCCCUGACAUCAGACUCGGAAACUUCUGUGGAAUGCACAGUGUGAUAUUUAUCCUUCUGAGGGCAGGAUCUCCAUGAACUGUGGCCUCCAGCUGCAGGAUCCCUUGGGUCCUUUAGAAAGUCUAACAUUGGGAGAAUUUUUGUCUAAGGAUUAGAAACAUGAGUUUUUGAUUUUUUUAAAGCUUGUUUAUUCCUUCCAUGAACAAAAGAGACAGAGAUAGACAGCACCCCCAUCAAGGUCUUGAUGGUAUGAUCCACCCCCAGCCUCAGCCAGCCCCAGAUCAUGGGCACAUCUCCCAGGCUACUCAGGGAGGCCUCCAGACACACACCUGGAGCCUUUCCAGUGAGUCAGUCUUGCAGAACCUCAUAUCUUACU
Molecule: messenger RNA, 4371 nt
Organism: Tupaia belangeri chinensis (Chinese tree shrew)
Lineage: Eukaryota; Metazoa; Chordata; Mammalia; Scandentia; Tupaiidae
Gene: MEGF9
Product: multiple EGF like domains 9
Exons: 7
Biological process (GO): tissue development; animal organ morphogenesis
Source: RefSeq, a predicted model, not a curated record